This is a messenger RNA of Eucalyptus grandis, 1959 nucleotides long. RefSeq lists its product as uncharacterized. Lineage: Eukaryota; Viridiplantae; Streptophyta; Magnoliopsida; Myrtales; Myrtaceae. The transcript has a single exon. The record is from RefSeq and is a predicted model, not a curated record. Bases 1 to 1959 code for a protein of 652 amino acids.
AUGACUUUGAUCACUUGGAUUUCCUGGCCGCUGAUAAAAAGCCUGUGGGCCGCUUGGGGCAUUCAGUUCUUGGUCACUGUUGGCCUUGCCUGCGAGAUUCUUCUGGCAACGUUAGGAAGCCGUCGGAAAUACAUGACUUGGAAUUUAUCUAGAUUCAUCAUUUGGGCCACCUACCUGCUCCUUUCUAAUGUUGCAACAAUUGCACUAGGCAAGCUUACUUUGGUUCGCAUUCACAAUCCUGAAAAUCCGGGUAACGAUGCAGUGUUGGAAGGACUAUUGGCCCCAUUGCUUCUGAUGCAACUUGGGUAUCCAGACAGCAUAACGGCCUAUGCAGCGGAAGAUAACCUACAGGGAUUGAAACAGACAGGGAACAUUGUGGCUAAGGUUGGCUUGGCGGUCUGGGUUCUCAUUCGCUGUUUCGACAGCUCGUCCUCAGUCUCAAGCCUGUACUUCCCCUUGAUCGUGGUCGGAAUCAUGAAGUCAGUGGGGUGGGUCUGGGCUCUCCAAUCCGUGUAUGAUGAGAACUUGGGCAUGACAUCUGAGUACAUCAAUGAAUAUGACAGCGAUCAAAGAUUUUUCAAAGAGUUCCCCCAGGAUGAGAAGUUCAAGUCCGCAAAGGACAUCUUGCAGGCCUAUUUUCGGUUUCGUGGUUUGAAGCCCCACUUGAUGAACUGGCGGUACAACCCUCUGUUCCUACCCCACGAUUGGACGUCCAUCGACAGUUACACUGCCAACCACACUUUCUCCAUAACUGAGAUCGAGCUAAACUUCAUGUAUGACACGCUCUACACUAAAGUGCCAGUUCUGUACACCAAUUUUGGCCUCAUAGGCCGCUUCUUCGGCUUCUUCUGCUUGGUGUCUGCCUUGUGCGCUUUUGCCACGAUCUUCAAGAAUGCCUUCUUGAUCGAUAUGUACAUCACCUAUACCUACGUGUUACUGAUGGCAGUCACAUCUCUCGAGCUUUAUCAAAUCUUCAUUCUGUUGUUUUCGGAUUGGGCAGUGGUGAAGAUGAGUGUGAAUCUUAAGGUGCCGCUCAUCCGAAGGCUUCUCCCAUUUCUAGCCAAACAGUGCAUGAAGCAGAGAAGAUGGUCAAGGUCGGUAGGGCGGCUCAAUUUGUUAGACCCCCACCUCUUGUUCAAAGAAUUUCCGAAGCCCAUUGCCACGGUACUUGAUUGGUAUGGGAAAAGGGAGAUCGUCUGGAGGUAUUGGUUACACUCCCGCCAGGCCAUCCCCUCGUCCCUCAAGGUGCUGGUUGUUCAAAAUAUGGCAAAGCUAGAGAAGAAAAUACACCUCCUGCCCUUCACAAAAAGAGGCAAGUGGAUGCUCAAGACUCAUGGCAUCCAAGAGAAACAAGUACUAAGCAGUAGCAUGGAGACAACAUUCGAUAGGAGCAUCAUCAUCUGGCACAUCGCGACGGAAAUCCUACACAGAUUGGAGAGUGAGUACUCCAAUGCUUGUACAGGCAGCAAACUACUAUCGGAUUACAUGAUGUACCUCCUCGCUUUGCGUCCUCACAUAUUGUCCCUCACCACUGCCGACAUCUUACUGGAGUAUGCUUGUUGCACACUGCGGCCCUUCUUAAGGAACCGAGACUAUAAUGAAGCAAUUAGCACACUGUCAUCACCGGAUGGAGAGGUCCCACCCCCCGUCAAACCAAGUAAGGAGACGAGGAUCACUCGUGACUGGGACGUGUUGUCGGAGGUGCAGAAGCUCGUGGUCGACCUGAGGACGUUGGACAACAAGUGGGAGCUCAUCAGCAGUGUCUGGGUGGAGAUGCUGUGUUUUGCAGCGUACAACUGUCAGGUGUAUCACCAUGCCAAAUCCCUGAGAAAAGGAGGUGAGCUUAUCACACAUGUGUGGCUCCUCUUGGCUCACAAGACCAACAUCCCCAAGCUUCCCAAAGAUCUUGCCACCACGAGUGAAUCUCCCCCCUCGGAUUCUCAGGAAGAGAGAAGCUAA